Bombina bombina (fire-bellied toad) is the source of this 7592-nucleotide messenger RNA. RefSeq names its product collagen type XXVIII alpha 1 chain (gene COL28A1). The record is from RefSeq and is a predicted model, not a curated record. Lineage: Eukaryota; Metazoa; Chordata; Amphibia; Anura; Bombinatoridae. Gene Ontology annotation, molecular function: serine-type endopeptidase inhibitor activity. The coding region runs from base 150 to 3797 and encodes 1215 amino acids. The transcript has 37 exons.
ACAACACUUUAGUGCAGACUCAAAGGAGAAGGAUUUGUAUUAACAUGGGGAAGGGACCCUCUGGCUAUUAACAUCUGCGGCAGUUUUCUCUUGCAAAUCCUGAGCUGCCACACAUUUCCCAGCAUCCUUCUAUAUCUUACAGGACAACCAUGUUUCCAUGGGUUUGGUGCCUCCUGUUUUUAUUAGAUGUCCGAACAUAUGUUGCCCAGAGCUUCACUGAAGAAAGACGAGUUGGAAGAUAUAGGCCGAAAGCUUUAACAUCAACUCCUGUAGAAAAAAUAAAUCUCAGCGAUCAAGAUGAAGACUGCAUUCUGGAAAUGGCCUUCUUGCUGGAUAGCUCAGAAAGUGCAAAGGACUACAAUCAUAACGAAGAAAAAAAAUUUGUAUUGCAAAUGGUGGACAAGUUGAAAGGAAUUCAGCUUGGUUCAGGCCGUCCAUUCAGCUGGAGAAUGGCCUUAAUUCAGUAUAGCAGUACUGUACAGAUAGAGCAAACAUUCAGAGACUGGAAAGGCCCUGAUAAUUUUAAAACCCGUGUUUCUCCAAUAACAUAUAUUGGUCAUGGUACCUUUACAUCUUAUGCUAUAACCAACCUAACACAAUUAUACAUGAAUGAAGGUACUCAGAAAAGUGUUAGAGUGGCUAUCCUGAUAACAGACGGUGUAGAUCACCCAAGAAACCCUGACAUUUUUGCAGCCACAUCUACUGCCAAACUUCAUAAUAUUAAGUUCUUUAUUUUGGGUAUGACUGCAGUAGCAAAGGAAACAGCCAAUGCUGCAAAACUUCGUUUGUUGGCAAGUGUCCCUGCAAAUCGGUUUGUGUUUCACCUACAGGAAAGCGACGUUAUAGACAAAAUACUUAAUGAAGUGAAAGUGCUAGCAGAAGAAGGGUGUGCCCGUGCACCUGUCUGCGCAUGUGAGAAGGGGGAAAGAGGACUCCCAGGAUCUGCUGGAAAGAAAGGUCGUCCAGGUGAUGAUGGUUCUCCUGGUCUGAAGGGUAGUAAGGGUGAAUCUGGACUAAACGGUAUUCCUGGAAGAGAUGGAGCAGAGGGUAAACCUGGGUACAAAGGAGAGCAGGGAGAGCGCGGAGAGUGCGGAAUUCCUGGUAUCAAAGGAGACAGAGGUCCUGAAGGCCCAACAGGCCCCAGAGGAUUGCGAGGCAUUCAGGGAAUUCAGGGUCCACCCGGAGAUCAAGGGCCAGAAGGACUGCAAGGACCAAAGGGUGAUAGAGGUAUUACUGGACUUCCUGGACUUCCAGGAGAAACAGGCAUAGGACUGCCAGGUUCCAAGGGUGAUAUUGGAUUGCAAGGAAGACCAGGUCCUAAUGGCCCACCUGGCAUUGGGGAGCCUGGACCAGCAGGACCGCAGGGAGCGCAAGGUCCCCUGGGAGAAAAAGGCCCUCCUGGCGAAGGUUUACAAGGACCCAAGGGAGACCGUGGAUUUGAGGGCCCAAGAGGGCAGCGAGGUCCACCAGGCCCAAGUAUUAAGGGUGAUAAGGGGGAUUUUGGACCACCUGGUUUGCCUGGUCCUCUUGGUUUACCUGGUGUUGGAAUCCAAGGAGAAAAGGGUGUACAAGGCCCUUCAGGACCUUCUGGAAUGAGGGGACCACCAGGGGAAGGACUUAUGGGACCUAAGGGAGAACAAGGUCUGCCAGGAGAAUCUGGACCUUCAGGAGAAAGAGGUCUCGGGGAACCCGGAGCAAAGGGUGAACCUGGGACUUCAGGAUUAGCUGGUUUACCGGGUCUUCCAGGAGAAGAUGGAGCACCAGGGCAAAAGGGUGAACCAGGACUUCCAGGUCUUCGAGGUCCAGAGGGUUCUCCUGGCAUUGGUAUUCAAGGUGAAAAGGGUGACCAAGGUCAAAGAGGUAUAAGAGGUAUAACAGGACCUCCCGGGCCUGCAGGACCAUCAGGACCAAAAGGUGAACCAGGUGUUGGUGGACGUUUGGGAAUGCCGGGUCCCCCUGGACGUGCUGUUGUAGGCCCCAAGGGUGACAUGGGCUUUCCUGGUCCUCAGGGCCCAAUAGGAGAGACAGGAAUUGGCAUUGCUGGCCCAAAGGGUGAUAGAGGAAAUCCCGGCCCACCAGGACCAUUUGGACCAAAGGGAGAUGGAUAUCCAGGCCAACCGGGAAUGCCUGGACUUCCUGGACUUCAAGGUGAGCCUGGACCAGAAGGCUUUGGAUUGCCUGGACCAAAGGGUGAUCAAGGUGUAAGGGGACCCAUCGGCCCCACUGGACCCCCAGGUGAAGGCUUACAAGGACCAAAAGGAAACAUAGGAAAGCAAGGAUUGACAGGACUUCAAGGACCCCCAGGUGAAGGCAUUCAGGGACCAAAGGGAGAACAAGGAAUUCAAGGAGGACCAGGACCUCGGGGACCUCCAGGAGAAGGACUCUUAGGUCCAAAGGGUGACCGUGGUGCUUUUGGUGAAAGAGGAAGAAAAGGAGACAAAGGUGACAACGGAGAAACAGGAUUUCCUGGAGAAUCUGGUAGACCUGGACCUAAGGGAGAAAUGGGAUUAACUAGAGAAGACAUUAUCAAGCUGAUUAAGGAAAUUUGUGGUUGUGGUGUAAAAUGUAAAGAAAUUCCUAUGGAACUUGUGUUUGUAAUAGACAGUUCUGAAAGUGUAGGUCCGGAAAAUUUUGAAAUCAUCAAAGACUUUGUCACAGCCCUAGUGGAUAGGGUCACAGUGGGCAGAAAUACCACUCGCAUAGGACUUGUUCUGUACAGUUUAGAAGUUCGCCUGGAAUUUGGCCUUAACAGAUUUACCACUCAGCAAGAUGUUAAACAAGCAAUCAGGAAUAUGUUGUAUAUGGGAGAAGGUACAUACACUGGAACUGCUAUACGGAAAGCUUCCCAAGAAGGAUUUUUUGGAGCUCGUACAAGCGUUCGGAAAGUUGCUAUUGUACUCACAGAUGGUCAGACAGAUAAGAGAGAAUCAGUAAAACUAGAUAUAGCUGUACGAGAGGCUCAUGCUGCCAACAUAGAGAUGUAUGCUAUUGGAAUUUUGAGUGCAUCAGACUCAUCAAAAGACGAAUUCUUACGAGAAUUAAACCUUAUUGCCUCAGACCCUGACAGUGAGCAUAUGUACCUUAUUGAUGACUUUAACACACUUCCAGCACUGGAAUCAAAGCUUGUUAAUCAGUUUUGUGAAGAUGAACAUGGAGCCCUUGUUUACAAAAAAAUUGGUAGUACGAUCAACGGAAUGUCCACCAAGAAAGGUUCUUCUGAUUACUCAGUAGUUCAAAGCAACAGAGAAGUUAACUUACAAGGACAGAGAAAUGUACAGGAAGAAAGAAGCAAAAUAACCCAAGUAGAAGAGAUAUAUGUUGCUCCACCUCAGCCAGAAAUUCAGCCACGAGAGGUAAUUAAGGUACCUAUUGAAGAAGAGGAGGAGGAAGAAGAUUAUGAUGAAGAACCAGAGGAAUUGGAGCCAAUCAAUUCAAGCUCUAGAGUGGUGUCCUCAUCAACUGUUAUAUCCUCAUCCACAUCAUCUUCAUCUUCAUCAACAUCCACAUCAGAUUCCUCAACUCCAUCAAAAACUUCCACAUCAUCUAUAAUAAUAUCUUCCUCAGAAUCAGAGUCAUCGUUGACACCUGUACCAGGACCAGAUUUCAUCCAGGAUCCACGCUGUAAAUUAUUAUUGGACCAAGGAUCAUGCAGAACAUAUAUAAUAAAAUGGUACUAUGACAAGCAAGCAAAUUCCUGUGCUCAGUUCUGGUAUGGUGGCUGCAAUGGUAAUGCCAAUCGUUUUGAUACCGAAGAAGAAUGCAAGACUUCUUGUGUUUUCUACUCAGGAGAUGUCUAAUGUGAAUUCUUCAGUCCUGUGACAAUUGGGUCAACUCAAGAAAUUGAAGGAUUCAGCUACAUGGACACCUAUUUAAAUGUUUUUCAAUUAAAACGCAUGUAAAAUUAUUGAGAACACCCUUUACACAAUGAACUAGAUCUUUAUUUGUUGUGUUCCAUGUUAGUUUGCUAACUAGAAGGGAUUACAUGCACGCUACAGUAAUGUCUAAUUAUAUUUUGAACAAACUGAAGGCAAGGUUAAAUUAGUGUGGAGUUGCAGUAUUUUUAUGGUUCACUUAUUUGUUCUAUCAUAUCAGUGUGGACACCAGAUUCAACAGUUUUUUUGCUGUAUAAUUUUGGCCAUGCUUCCAAUGGAAGUCUGCUUACUUUAACAAGUCAAUAUAAAGACUAUGGGGCCGAUUUAUCAACGGUCUGUCCGACAUGAUCCGCUGUCUGCAUUUAACAUUGCACAAGCAGUUCUGGUGAACUGCUUGUACAAUGCCGCCCCUGCAGAUUCGGGGUGUCAAUCAACCCGAUCGUAUAGGAUCGGGCUGAUUGCUGUACGCCGGCUCAGAGGUGGCGUAUGAGUUAAGGAGCUUCUGCGCAAGCCUUCAGGGCAUCAGGGGUCAUUCGGCCCUUGAUAAAUCGUUCCCUAUUUCUUUUUACUAAAACAAAAAACACUUGACUAUACGUAUCAGCUACACAAUCCUGGCAACUGUUUACAAGUCACGCAUGAUGCCCACUUUAUGCUACUUUCAUAAAAAACUGCUUCUCCAACAAACUGGAAUAUCUUAAGCUUAAUCAAAGCGUGGUUAAUCCUGUGAUAAUAGCCCCUUUAAUAAAAGGUAUAAUAAUUUCCAUAGUUGGAAAUAUUCAAAUUAGUGAGCGCCUUUUGUAUUUUUCACAAAGUUGCUGAAACCAUUUUUCUUUAUGGAAGCUUUUUUACUAUAACAAACAAUUGCAAUGACACUAUCCACUUUGAACUUGAUAUUGUCAACUCUCAAAAUCAACAUCAAAUGUAAAGAAGAGUUACAUUUUUGUAGUAGAAAUAAUUUUUUUUGUGUUUUGUAAUUAUUUUUAUACUAACAGCUUAAUGAAGUUGUUUUGAAAUAUAACUUAUAUUUAACUCAGUAGCCCUUACAUGUGGGUAUUAUUGCACAGUGUUUCCACAAAUGAAUUCCUCUUGUUUAGUGUACCUGACUGUACAGUUGUGUCAUUGUUUAGAGCAAGGCUUGACAAAUUUAUAUGAAAAUUAAGUCAGCAAGAAAAAUAAGGAGCCAGCUGCACACUACAAAAUGAGCCAAGCAUGGGCUUUGUAUAUAGGAAUAUCUAUAAUUGUCCAAAAUGCCAGAGUUCAAAUAUUAGCAGCUAUGGCUCUAUACAUUUGUCAAGCCCUGGUAUAGAAGCUAUAGAUUUUUUUAUUUGUUGGGUAGUUUCAAUCUUCUGGAUAUGAGUAUCAGUACUGCACCCCCCAGCAUCCAGAAGCUUAAAAUGAUAGAAAGGUCAACAUUGAAAUGUGCAUGGAUGCAUUUCUGUUUUAAAUAGAAGAAUUUUUUUCAAUGCACAUCUAUUAUCAAAAAUGAACCUAUUAAAAGAUAUUACUGUUUUUCAAAGGCCUAUGCACAUAUGCUGUGAGUGCCCAAGCACUACACUACAUCCUCUAAAAUAGUCAGCAGUCAUUUUUAUGACAGAAAUAAAGUCUUCACAGGAAGAAAACACACCACCACCAACUCUCUGAGCUGGAAUACUAGUGCACAGGCCCUCACGGCAUAUGUGCGUAUGCCACUGAAAGACAGUAAUAACUUUUACAAAAAGCAUUUUUGAUAAUGGAAAUAUAUUGCAAAAAUACUGUUAUUGAAACUUAAAAUGCAUCGUUUUAAUUUUGCCCUUAAAAUCCCUUUAAGCAAUGUUUUAUUUUUUUUAAAUUAUGAAUUGUUUUCUAAAAAUCCAGACUUUUAAAGUUAAUAUUCAUUUUGGCUACUAGUAUCAAAGCCUAGUUGUAAAUAACCUGUUUAUUCAAUUAAAUUGUGAAAAAGAACUGUGUGAUGGAAGGAUAGGCUGGUAUACUUGAUUACUGCUCUAGCAAAGGAGAGCUUUUUUCAAAGCAAAAUAAACUAAUACAAAAAACAGUUUGGACUAGAUUACAAGUGGAGUGCAAAAACAUUAUUGCUGUUGUGCGUUAAUAUUGUUUGAGUUAAAUCAAUAUUGAUUAUAUUUUUUGCUCAUAUUACUAGUCAAAAGUUAUAUUUUUUUAACUCAAGAGAAAGUCUUGGAGACACUAACAUCUGGAUGUCGUAUAGCAAAGGUGCGCUAAAUUGCUUACAUCAUAGACGUUUAUGGGAGCAGACUGAAAAUCUCAUGUCGAGAGUUAAGCCAGUGGUGCGUUAAACUUCCUCUCAAGUAAUAGAGUUCUUAACUUAGUUAUAUACAAUGAAAUUUAAAGGAACAGUAAAGUCAAAAUUAAGCUUAAAUGGAUUGGAUAAAGGAUGACAUUUUUACCAACUUUCCAAUUUAUUUAUUAUCAGUUUUGCUUAGUUCUCUUGGUAUCGUUUGUUAAAGAGUAAUCAUAGGUGGGUUUUGUUAUGCAAUCUAUCAAGAGAUAAUGGUUUACUUCAGAUCACCAAAAGUGUAAAAUAUUUCAGUGGCAUUUUGUAUUGUCCUCAGGCACAAUACAUUAGAUUUGUGCAUUCUGCAGUUUCGUUCACUGCCAAAGGUGGAAGAAGGUGGCCCCUUGUGGGUUUCAGCUCUUUUCAGAGCCAAAAUUAUUCUUGUGAGAGUGCAAGAGACUAAGGGGUCUACUUAUCAAGCUCUGAAUGGAGCUUGAUGCCCCGUGUCUAAAGACCGCGGCUCCAUAACAUGUCCGCCUGCUCUGAGGCGUCGGACAGACAUCGCCGAAAAUCAACCCGAUCCAAUAUGAUUGACACCCCCUGCUGGGGGCCGAUUGGCCGCCUUCCGCAUUUAGCAAUGAAAGAAACUGCAGAAUACACAAAUCUACAAUACGUAAUUCACCACUUGUAAUAUAAGUGCAAAUAGUGUUCCCUGUGCUCUCCAUAUAAAGUUUCAUCCACUAGUAAUGAGAUUUUCUGGUUAACAUUUUUUACCAUCCACUAGUAAUGCCAGAUCAGAGGACAAGAUAGCGCAUCCUGGGCUAUCAGUUCUGCUCCAUUUGUACUCUAGGCCUAUGUGUUUAAUAACAUUAUGUUCAUUUAUCUUUGAUAUUAUUUUUAUUGUAAACUGGAAUGGACAUAAAGGUACAAUAAGAAAAUGUCCUCUAAUGCAUACGGGCAUUAUCAUAUUACAAUAUUGCUUGCCUAUACUACACAUAGUUAAAAUCAGCUAGAGAGUCAAUACACUCCUGGAACAGAAAUGGACAUGAGCGCUGAUCCAAUCAGGGGCAGCAUAUAUGCAUAGACACCAAUCAUUGGCCAUGUUAUCUCCGGAUCAGCAAUGUUUUUCAAAUGCUAAGAUUAACUUUAACUGGGUGGUAUAGGAAAGCAAUUAUGCAGUAAUACAAAUGCUCUAACAUAUCAGAUCUGUCUUCACAUUGUACCUUUAUGUCCAUUUUAUAUAAAUAUCCCAUUUUAAAUAAAAAAACAAAUUCUCACCUUUAGAUUCGUAUUACUAUAUCUGCAAGUUAAAUAUCCAGAGACUUGAAAUGUUUUCUACUGUUUCUAUAAUUGUGUCAACUUACAUUUUGUAUUAUUAUUUUAAUAUUAGUAUAAAUCAUCAUAAUGUAAACCAGCAUGGUCAAGAUAUUUUGUGUGUGCUAUUUUUGUGUUAUGAAAUUAAAUAUUUGUUUAAAAAAAAAAAUACAAAA